CCAUGGGUCUCUAGAAUGAAGAUGGCCUCUGCCAUUCUGCGGCAGAAGCUUGUCGGUGGCCGCUAUUUUCGCCUCGCGACUGUGCACAACAUUUACAGAAUCCUCCAGCCGACCAGACACAGUGCCAGCCUGAGCCCUGGUGUGGGUGUGCAGGCGUCCAGAGUGUGGGUGGGCAGCGGCUGGACGGGGGUGUGUGGAGAGCAAGCUGUGGGCAGCCGGGCCUCGUGCGUGCCUCAAGACCCGCGGCGCUAUGUGUACCGCUGGCUGGUGACCUCCGAGGACCAUGACAAGGCCACGAGUUUAGCAUCAUGGCAGGUGAAGGUGAAGGAGUCCACCAAGAUCAAGGAGGCGGGGCAGGACCUCCUGGAGGACUUCAAGGAGACCCGGGCUAAAGUGAAGGAGAAGAUGGACGAGAUUGUGGAGCGUGAAAACAUCUGGACUGUGCCAAACCUGCUGUGUGUGAGUCGCAUUGCCCUGUCCCCCUACCUGUGCUACCUGGUGCUGGUGGCUGACCACCAGUGGGCACUGGGGCUUUUCCUCAUGGCUGGUGCUACUGACAUGCUGGAUGGAUGGAUUGCCCGAACCUUCCCCAGCCAGGCGUCAAACUUAGGCAGCUUCCUGGAUCCCCUGGCUGACAAGGUGCUGGUGGCCAUGCUAUUCCUAUCCCUCACCUACAUGGACCUCAUUCCCUUGCCACUCACGGGCCUCAUCAUCUACCGUGACGUGCUCAUUGUUGGCGGGGCGUCCUACGUGCGCUACAAGAGUCUUCCUCCCCCACGCACACUCUUCCGCUACUUUGACGCGUCGCACGCCACGGCUCGUCUUGCCCCGACAGCCAUCAGCAAGUUCAACACUGCCGUCCAGCUGAGCCUCAUCACUGCCGCCCUGGCCGCACCCAUCUUUGCCCUCACUGACCAUGUCGCCUUCAAAGCACUCUGGUGGUUGACAGCAGCUACAACACUCAGCUCAGGACUCAGCUACAUCUUCUCCAGGGACACCUACAAGUUUCUCAGGACCAUGGACAAGCCAGCUGAGUAGUGUGUGUGUGUGUGUGGGAUAUAGGUGUCUGAAUUUAUACUUGAAAAUUACUGGAAGAAUGGAGAGAAUUACAGCAUUUUGCCACUUUCAUUAGUAUGAUGGUGGCAUUGUAAUAAACGAUAUGCUGGAAAGUACAGAUGUUAAUUACAGAUAAAUGUGUUGUGUGUGUGUGUGUUCAUUAUUCAAACAUAUAUGCAAAUCAACCCAGCAAACAAUGUCAAACAAUUUCUUACACAAAUACUGCCGUGAAUGUAGAAUAUUUUUGCUAACGUAACAAUUGUGACAGGUUUCCACAAGUGUGUGCAGGAAUUUUCAUAAUGCCUCCCUCCUGUAUGAAAUUGGUGUGUGUCCUGCAUCUGGGAGAGAGUUCCCAUGAGAUAUAGAACACAAAACCCUGUGAAAAGGACCAGGGAGAACCACCAACUCUAUAUUAACACAGGAGAGACUAUGGAAGAAUGAUUUAUCUAUACCUUCCAACUUUACUCUUACUCUCUUCUUUGACUUGAUCAGCCAAAAUCCUUGGCUCUCAACAUACACAACAAAAACCUUGUGGGAAAGCCUGAGCUUACCUGUGACCUUCCUGAGGAGCUUAGGACUAUUCUACCAGACAGCCUCAGGGACAUCUACUGCUAGUACACUACAAAAAUUCACACAGUACAUUUAAUCUCUAUGUAUUCAUAUACCAGGCCAGCAAUCCCACACAAGGUAGCCCAGACAAAGCACCACACACUUGUACACACAUCUGAUACUUUUAAUACUAAGGAUAAACUUGCUAUAUGGUCUGUUUGAGUCAGUUUAUUCACAUACACACUCGUCCUUCAGCUCCUAAUAUCUUGUGUGGCCCCUUCUGCUUAUCUUCCAGAUUUGUAGUGAUGCUUCCCAGUGUCUUAGUAUCUCAAUUUUGUCUCUGUUUCCUUGCAAGUUAUAACGACACAACUGCCAAGUUUUAUAUAGAAUUCGUAGGUGAGCAUAUUUUGUGGUGUUAAUGUUAUUCCAGAUUAUGUAGGGAAGACAUUUAUAUGUAAUGGGGGAAAAUUAUUGUUUUUACUUAGUUCUCUGCUGAUAUGAGAGAAAACCAAGAGCAGAACUACAUCAGGUGAAUCAAGUAUCAGUAUGGAUAAAGGACCAAUGGGUGUCUGAGGAAGUGUAGGAGUGGGAGAUGUGAGAGUGGCAGGAAUGUUUUGUCUGGCAGGUGACUGUGGGGAUCGUGGAAAUGUAAACACUAAGAUGCAGUUGUAGUUUCUUGACUAUGUGAGUUGUUAGGUUUGUACAGUGUGUGUGUGUGUGUGUGUGUGUGUGUGUGUGUGUGUGUGUGUUAGAAGUUUGUGCCUUUGUUUUAGCUGUUGAGGUGAGAUGGAGAGUUGUUAGUUAGGGACUGUUACUUGUUAGCAUCCAUGAAUGUGUGGGUGUGAGUGUACAUAAUGUAAUUUGUGUAUAUAGCAGUACAGAAUGACCAUUGGCUGUGUGUACAUACAUUUGUAUUGUAACAAAUUUCCAAUAAUUAUUUAAUAAAAAAAAUUUACAAAAAAUACAUUUGU
Molecule: messenger RNA, 2576 nt
Organism: Scylla paramamosain (green mud crab)
Lineage: Eukaryota; Metazoa; Arthropoda; Malacostraca; Decapoda; Portunidae
Gene: CLS
Product: probable cardiolipin synthase (CMP-forming)
Exons: 7
Coding region: 16-1038 (340 amino acids)
Biological process (GO): cardiolipin biosynthetic process
Cellular component (GO): membrane; mitochondrion
Molecular function (GO): cardiolipin synthase (CMP-forming) activity
Source: RefSeq, a predicted model, not a curated record